This is a messenger RNA of Drosophila subobscura, 789 nucleotides long. The record is from the annotation of a RefSeq genome assembly. Lineage: Eukaryota; Metazoa; Arthropoda; Insecta; Diptera; Drosophilidae.
AUGUCUACACAUUCAAAUCACCCAUUUCAUUUAGUUGAUUAUAGUCCAUGACCCCUAACAGGAGCAAUUGGUGCAAUAACAACUGUUUCAGGGAUAGUAAAAUGAUUUCAUCAAUAUGAUAUUUCAUUAUUUUUUUUAGGAAAUGUAAUUACUAUUUUAACUGUAUACCAGUGAUGACGAGAUGUUUCACGUGAAGGAACUUAUCAAGGACUUCAUACUUACGCAGUAACUAUUGGAUUACGAUGAGGAAUAAUUUUAUUUAUUUUAUCAGAAGUAUUAUUUUUUGUAAGUUUUUUUUGAGCUUUUUUUCAUAGAAGUUUAUCACCAGCAAUUGAAAUUGGAGCUUCAUGACCUCCUAUAGGAAUUAUUUCAUUUAAUCCGUUUCAAAUUCCUUUAUUAAAUACAGCAAUUUUAUUAGCUUCAGGAAUUACAGUAACUUGAGCCCAUCACAGACUAAUAGAAAGAAACCAUUCACAAACUACCCAAGGAUUAUUUUUUACUGUUUUAUUAGGUGUUUAUUUUACUAUUUUACAAGCAUAUGAAUAUAUUGAAGCUCCUUUUACAAUUGCAGAUUCAGUUUAUGGUUCAACAUUUUAUAUAGCAACAGGAUUUCAUGGAGUUCAUGUAUUAAUUGGAACAACUUUUUUAUUAGUAUGUUUAUUACGUCAUUUAAAUAAUCACUUUUCAAAAAAUCAUCAUUUUGGUUUUGAAGCUGCAGCUUGAUACUGACACUUUGUUGAUGUAGUUUGAUUAUUUUUGUAUAUUACAAUUUAUUGAUGAGGAGGUUAA